GUAUUUAUCCCGAAAUUUAAUUGCAUAGUUACUGGUUAUCUGGGACAUGAUUUCUAUAAUUAAGGGCACUCCUAAUUUGGAAGAUCUAAUUAAAAUCAAGGUUGGUGCAUUAUAUAGGCUUGAGAAAGGAAGUAAAACAGAUCAAAACGAACCCAUCCAACUUUGAAUUCCCUAACCGCAAUCUUAGUCUUGUGAAAGUUGAACCUCUCGUGGCUCCUAAAAAAAGGAUCUUUAUCUGUUAUUUCUAUCCAUAAUUUUCAUUGAGUCUGUUGCUCCCAUUUCCAUUCUCUAUUGCUCCCAUCCCUUUCUUUUCCUGUACUUUUCAAAGGGCGCUUCUUACUCAUUGCUGGCAAAAUGGCAAAUGCAGCGUCCGGAAUGGCCGUGCAUGAUGACUGCAAAUUGAAGUUUCAGGAGCUUAAAGCAAGGCGGAUCUACCGAUACAUUACGUUCAAAAUUGAGGCACAAUCAGUUGUGGUUGACAAAAUAGGGGGAUCGACAGAAACAUACCAGGAUUUUCAGGCCAGUUUGCCAGCUGAUGAGUGUCGCUAUGCCGUGUAUGAUUUUGAUUUCACAACUGAUGAGAAUUGCCAGAAAAGCAAGAUCUUCUUUGUUGCAUGGUCACCAGACACUUCAAAGGUGAGGAUGAAGAUGGUGUAUGCAAGUUCCAAGGAUAGAUUCAAGAGGGAACUAGACGGCAUUCAAGUGGAACUGCAAGCAACUGAUCCAAGUGAGAUGAGCUUGGACAUUGUAAAAGCGCGAGCCCUCUAAGUCCCCCCUUUUGCUGCCUCAGCUCUCCUUCACAGUUCAAAGUUUACUAUUUUUUCCUAACUAUUUGACGACAUCGGGGGCCAUACUGUUAUUGUUUAUUUUAGCCUGGAUUCAAUCAACAACGACAAAUCCAAAAUGGCAUGUACUAUUAUAAUGUAUCUUUCUUCCAAACAUUCUUCAGUGUUCCAUUGAUCUUGAUUAGUUUCAAGAGACAAUGUGGAUGGCUGGAUCAAGACUAAGUAGCAUUUAUUAUAGGUUGCUGGUCUGACAUGUUGCCAACCAAACCACUUGGAAGAUGAAUUUAUGUAAAAGUAUUUAUUAUAU
Messenger RNA from Vigna umbellata (rice bean), 1092 nucleotides. RefSeq names its product actin-depolymerizing factor 7-like. Lineage: Eukaryota; Viridiplantae; Streptophyta; Magnoliopsida; Fabales; Fabaceae. Gene Ontology annotation, molecular function: actin binding. Gene Ontology annotation, biological process: actin filament depolymerization. The record is from RefSeq and is a predicted model, not a curated record. Gene Ontology annotation, cellular component: actin cytoskeleton.